Molecule: messenger RNA, 699 nt
Organism: Ipomoea nil (Japanese morning glory)
Lineage: Eukaryota; Viridiplantae; Streptophyta; Magnoliopsida; Solanales; Convolvulaceae
Exons: 2
Coding region: 1-699 (232 amino acids)
Source: RefSeq, a predicted model, not a curated record
AUGGCUUCCGUUCGCCCCACACUAUCCGAUGAGUCUUCCGAACGUACGGUUUCUACCGGACCCUCUGCCUCUCCGGUGGUGGCGCCUCCCACUCUCUCGUCGGCGCACCACUUCGUCUCCAUCAAACUAUCCUCUAAAAAUUACUUGUUUUGGCGUACUCAGAUGGUGCCCUUUUUCUGCAGACAAGGGCUGCUCCGGUUUGUUGAUGGCUCGCAUGAGUGUCCAGCGGUGGUGACCUCCACCUCCGACGGAGUUAUCUCGGUGGAUAACUCGGCUGUUCUUGUUUGGGAGCAGCAGGAUCAAGCCAUUUUGUCGAUGCUUGUUGCGUCAUUGUCGGAGGAAGUGAUGUACCUGAUAGUGGGGUACUCUACUUCGCGUCAAGUCUGGCAGGCCAUCGAAGGUCGUGCGAAGGUGACUGUGGAAGAGUUUGCCAUGGCCGGCCCCCCGGUUUCACUCGAUGAGCAGAAUUUGUAUGUUUUCCGAGGCUUGCGGCCGGAAUUCCGGGCUAUGGCAUCUUCUCUCGUCACCUCGAGUAAUUCGGUCACCAUUUCUCAAUUAUCUGAUUUUUUGUUGGCUCAACAAUUCAUCUACAGUGAUGAUUUCUCCUCGGCUAUGGAGUCCCAACCGGCGACUAUGGUGUUGCAGCGAGGUGGUGGCCGCCGAUCCGGUUCUGGUGGUUCUGGACAUGGUGGUCGUUGA